CGGACAUGGAGGGCCUCGGAAAACACCGGAGUUAGUGGGGAGAUCAGCUGCAGCCCGCUGGACAGAGGCUUUUCGUCACCUCCAUCAGAGUGAUGACUUGUCUUUAGAUCUUCUCCAGCUCCAGGUCUCCCUUAAGGAGGAAACUCUUCUUACAGAGAGAGACUCAUCUGCAGGUGAUUCUCCAAGGACAUGGAAAGAUAGGUGUAAGCCCUGGAACCCAGACCCUUAAGUGGAGGGAAGCUGCUUCCUGCUGUGAACGAUGGCCAAACCCACUCUGAGAGACAAUAGCACUAACUCUGAGACCUUCCGACAGCACUUCAGGAGAUUUCAUUACCAGGAGGCAGCUGGGCCCCGGGAGGCUUUCAGCCAACUUUGGGAACUUUGCUGUCAGUGGCUAAGGCCAGAGGUGCGCACCAAGGAGCAGAUUGUAGAAUUGUUGGUGCUAGAGCAGUUCCUGACCGUCUUACCUGGGGAGAUCCAGAAUUGGGUACAGGAGCAAUGUCCAGAAAGUGGAGAGGAGGCAGUGGCUCUGGUGGAAGAUUUAGAAAGAGAGCCUGGAAGACCUGGACGUUCGGUCACAGUCUCUGUGAAGGGGCAGGAAGUGCGCUUGGAGAAGAUGACACCCCUGAAAUCAUCACGAGAGUUAUUAAGUGUUCGGCAGGAGUCAGUGGAACCCCCGCCCAGGGGUGUACCCAAGAAAGAGAGGGCAAGAAGCCCAGACCUGGGACCACAGGAGCAGAUGAACCCAAAGGAGAAGCUCAGACCUUUUCAAAGGAGCGGAUUUCCAUUUCCUAAAUCCGGUGUGGUCUCCAGGUUGGAGCAAGGAGAGCCAUGGACCGCAGAUUUGGGCUCCAAGGAGAAGGAACUCCUAAGAGGCAGUCACACAGGAGACGGGCAAAUGCAUGCUGAUCUGUUACCAUCCAGGAGAGAGAGAAGCUGGCUGGAACAGGAUCACUGGGGCUUUGAGGAUGAGAAAGUGGCAGGUAUGCACUGGGGCUAUGAAGAGACCCGAACUCUCCUUGCAAUUCUCAGUCAGACUGAGUUUUAUGAGGCUCUUCGAAACUGUCAUCGAAACAGCCAAAUAUAUGGUGCUGUGGCUGAGAGGCUCCAGGAGUAUGGCUUCCUCCGGACCCUGGAACAGUGUCGCACCAAGUUCAAAGGUCUCCAGAAAAGUUAUAGGAAAGUAAAAAAUGGCCACCCACCUGAGACCUGUCCCUUCUUUGAAGAGAUGGAAGCCUUGAUGAGUGCCCAGGUCAUUGCCCUGCCCCAUAAUGGCUUGGAAGAGGCAGCCUCUCACUCUGGCCUGGUGGGCAGUGAUGCUGAGACUGAGAAGCCAGAGCAAGGGGGCUGGCAGCACCAAGAGGAAGCAGAAGAGGUCAUGGCUGAGGAGUCUGACAGUGAUGAAGUGGGCCAGGAGGCCACCCCCCAGGACCCCAACAACUCGACUGCUCCUGUCCUUUUCCGAAGCCCAAGUGGUGUACACUGGGGUUAUGAAGAGACAAAGACUUACCUUGCAAUUCUCAAUGAGACUCAGUUUUAUGAAGCUCUCCGAAACUGUCACCGCAAUAGCCAGUUGUAUGGAGCAGUGGCUGAGCGGUUAUGGGAAUGCGGCUUCCUUAGGACGCCAGAGCAGUGUCGGACAAAGUUUAAAAGCCUACAUACCAGCUACCGGAAAGUCAAGAAUGGUCACGCACCAGAGACCUGUCCCUUUUUUGAAGAAAUGGAUGCUUUGGUGAGUGCCCGGGUUGCUGCCCCGCCCAGUGAUGGGCAGGAAGAGGAGACAGCCUCUUGCCCUGUCCAGGAUCCCAGGGAGGCUGAAGCCAAGAAGCAAGCUGAGGAGGUAGAAGAGGUCACAGAAGAUGAUUCUGAGGAGGAUGAAGAUACUGAGGUACCCCUGGGGGCUGUCAUGACCCGUGCUCCAGUCUUAUUCCAGAGCCUCAGUGGUUUUGAGGCUGGAUUUGAGAAUGAAGACAAUCUAAAACGGGAUAUAUCUGAGGAGGUACAACUACAUAGGACAUUACUUUCAAGGUCUGAAAGGAAAAUUCCCCGGCAUCUUGAUCAGGGUAAAGGCAGUGAGAGUCAAUGUAGAUUAGGAAGACACUGGGAAAAGACCUCAGGGGAGAGAAAAGGAAAACCAACAGUUCCAGAGAGGAGUUUAGGUAAAGUCCUAAGUCCCCAGAGACCUUACCUGGGGGAGAGACUCUAUAAAUAUCUCAGAUAUGGCAAAAGCUUUGGUCCAAACUCCCACCUCAUGCACCAGAUAUCUCAUCAAGUGGAAAAUCCAUAUAACUGCACUGACUGUGGGAAAAGCUUCAGUCGGAGUGCACGCCUCAUUAGACACCGGAGAAUUCACACUGGAGAGAAACCUUAUAAGUGUCUUGACUGUGGGAAAAGUUUCCGUGACAGUUCAAAUUUCAUCACCCAUAGGAGAAUCCACACAGGAGAGAAACCGUAUCAAUGUAGUGAGUGUGGGAAACGCUUCAAUCAGAGCUCAAGCCUUAUAAUUCAUCAGAGAACCCACACAGGAGAAAAGCCCUAUCAAUGUGAAGAGUGUGGAAAAAGCUUCAAUAACAGUUCUCAUUUUAGUGCACAUCGGAGGAUACACACAGGAGAGAGACCCCAUGUGUGUCCUGACUGUGGAAAGAGUUUCAGUAAGAGUUCUGACUUACGUGCCCAUCACAGAACCCACACAGGAGAAAAGCCCUAUGGGUGUCAUGACUGUGGCAAAUGCUUUAGUAAAAGCUCUGCUCUUAAUAAGCACCGAGAAAUCCAUACACGAGAAAAACUUAUGUCACAGUCAGCACCUAAGUAAGCCCCUGAAAUUCUAUAAAGAGCCUCAAUAAAUGUAUUGAAAUUGUUUGAAAAAGCUUCCAAUAAUGAGAUCCAUCUCCUGUUCUGGCCCAGCUAGCUUAGGAAAUACUUUAGGAUUUACCCAAUUGUCUGUUCCUUUGUUUCUUCUCUUGGAUCCACAAACUCCCCAGAUGUCUUAAGAAUGAAAGGAAGCCUUUCAGUCUCUUUCCUUGCCUGCACCUGAAUGACAACACCUUUCCCUCACAGUACCUGUGUUGUUCCCUUAAUAGAGAGGAGAUAGUAGUAGGUCCUAUAAAUUUGAUAUGUAUACCUUAUUUACUCAUACUGUUAUUCGGCUGCAUUUCAACUGGAAAAACCCAUCCUAGCAUUUCAAGGAGAAGUUGAGAGCAUUUUCUCACUGAGUGGGUGUAGCUCUUUAUACAAGAAAUGCAAAAACAAACAAUUCUGCUCACUUAAGCCUGUGCUCAGAAUGCCAUGUGUUGCAUAUUCUUCAUUUACCUUAAAGGAGGGUUUAAUGUCCAUCUUGGUUAUGACCUAUAAAUCAUCUUGUCAAGAACCUAGGUGUUCUAUAUGGGGAAACAAUGUAAACUUUGUAUGAAUAUUGAUGUGUGAACCCUCCAUUUGUUUCUUCCAAGCCCCAGAAGAUUUGGAAUAGAGAAAUACUACCCUUAUGGCAUCUAGUUUGAUUUUUUUUGUUUCAUCUCACCUGGUCCCUUGUGGUCCAGAAGCCCAAAAAGUAAGCCAGCUGAACGUGGUGAUAGGGAUAGCAGUUAGAGUGGCCAAAAGGAAGUUGUCCAUAUGCACACACUCCAAACACCUAGUUUAGUGUUAAGCACCCCAUGGGCACUCUUACACUCUCGCUAGCUUAAAAUGAGCAGCCACAUUCCCAUGGACUGGGAAAACAGACCACUUUGUGUCAACAACUUUUUACCCUAAUAACAAGGAAAACAUUAUUUUUACUCAGAAGAGCUGCCAAUACACACAUGCACAUGCACAUAUUAACUACAUACAUGUGUUUUUAAAAGCACCUCUUCAGACACCAUAAUUCUGAUCAUUAUAAUCAAAUAGUAUUGAAUUAAUUGCCUGUAUGUUCAUAGUAGUAUGAUGAACCCUGUAUAGCACAAGUUCAGCAGACCCUGGCCCUUGUCCUUACAGUCUAAAACAGAUUACACUGACAUGGACAAAUAAUAAAGUGCACACAACAGUUCUAGAGAAAUCUAGAAAGCUAGAUUGUAAUACUAUGCACAAAUGUUAAGGUUUAAAGCAUUAGAGUUUGCUAUAAGAAAACUCUAGGAGGUAUUUUCUUCUCUUUAUUCAAGGUGGCUUCUUGAAGCAGUUAGUGUUCAAAAGAGGGAAAUUAAGGGGUAAAUUAGGGUGGGAUGACCUGUCUAAAAUGAAUCGCAAAACUGAGUGCUGAGGGGAUGAGAAAUGGGGAAACGGGAGCAAAGUGUUCUGUGCAGAUGGAGCAAUGGGCAAAUGACAGACUCUAAGAAAGGUUAGACCAGUUUGGAGCAGCACAAAAUUUGAGGAAUAGUAUGAUAAGGGUUGUGCAGGAGGCAGAAAAAAUCACCUUAGCUGAAUGCCAGAGGGAGGUCAGGAGGUGAUGCUCCCAGUAUCUGUAGUCAAUCAGGUACUGUGCUAUACUUAUUAGUAAGGAAAUAGCUGGCUGGCACUGGGUAAGAAAAAGGAGAGUUUUAGGAGACUAGCUCCUAAGGGAGACAGGGUCAGAAACUAGUAUCUUGAGAAGAUACUUCCAUGGGCAUGUCAGAGAAAAGAGGAACACGAGUGGAUGGCCAAAGCCUAGAAUAAAUAGCUGUUGUAUAGUUGCAUUUAGAGUCCUGUGGCUGGAAUGAGAUCUGGGAGAGGAGUGGACAGAUAGAAUAUUCUAUAAUUCAUAGUACUGUGUUAGAGGAGAGAUUAAUUAGGGUUCUGGCGUUGAGGACCAGAAUGAAGAAUCUCCUAACAUUUAUUAGGAAUUAAGGGUAGAUGGUAUCUCAGUUUUGUUGCCUGAGCAGACAGGAAGAUAUAAGAAACACCAGCCUGAAGCAAUGCCAUGGGAUCUGAGAUGGUUUAGGAAGAGCACUAUAAUGUUAUUUAAAUGAGGUUACUGUGUUCAGUGUACCUAUGUCCAGUCUUGUGGAAAAAGCAUUGGUUGGGGUGUCAAUAGGUAAGAUUUCUGGUUGCAGAUGUCUGUGUGUAAGUCAGCCUGCCUCCAUUUCCCUUUCUGUAAAGUGGAAUAAUGUUUAUACCUUAAUCUGCCUCUCAGGGAUACCGUGUUAAUAAAAGUUAUGUCUAUAAAGUA
Manis javanica (Malayan pangolin) is the source of this 5113-nucleotide messenger RNA. It is a transcript of the gene ZSCAN29, whose product is annotated as zinc finger and SCAN domain containing 29. Gene Ontology annotation, biological process: regulation of transcription by RNA polymerase II. Gene Ontology annotation, cellular component: transcription regulator complex; chromatin; PcG protein complex. Gene Ontology annotation, molecular function: DNA-binding transcription factor activity, RNA polymerase II-specific; RNA polymerase II cis-regulatory region sequence-specific DNA binding. NCBI's taxonomy places the organism in Eukaryota, Metazoa, Chordata, Mammalia, Pholidota, Manidae. The record is from RefSeq and is a predicted model, not a curated record.